This is a messenger RNA of Anolis sagrei ordinatus, 4225 nucleotides long. It is a transcript of the gene PURG, whose product is annotated as purine rich element binding protein G. The record is from RefSeq and is a predicted model, not a curated record. NCBI's taxonomy places the organism in Eukaryota, Metazoa, Chordata, Lepidosauria, Squamata, Anolidae. Gene Ontology annotation, biological process: regulation of transcription by RNA polymerase II. Gene Ontology annotation, molecular function: RNA polymerase II transcription regulatory region sequence-specific DNA binding; DNA-binding transcription factor activity, RNA polymerase II-specific; purine-rich negative regulatory element binding. Gene Ontology annotation, cellular component: nucleus.
GCAAGGCGCUUGCGAGAGGGAAACGCCUGGGCGCCCCGCUUCCUGCCUCGCGCUGGCGCUCGCGCGGGUGACGUCGGCUUCUGAGAGGGGAAGAGGAGGAGGAGGAAGCGGGCGGCGAUAGGACCCACCUGCCCGGCCGGCCGGGGAUGCUCUUGGCGGGCUCCCUGCGGGCGGCGUCGAAGAAGCGGAGGAGGAGGAGGAGAGGCGAGCGCAGCGGCGCGGCCUAGGCGGCAAGCGGAGGAGCCGAGCGGAGGAGCGAGAUGGAUUGAUUGGUAAAGAUGGAGAGAGGCAGAGGAGGAGGAGGAGGAAGGAAUGUGGGGGGCUCUGGCCUACACAGGAGCAUUUACUCCCAGUCCCAGCAGCAGUAUCAUUAUCCUGCCUCCUCUUCUCAGACGGGCUGCAUGGAAAUCCAGGAGCUAGCCUCCAAAAGAGUGGACAUCCAAAAAAAGAGGUUCUAUCUGGAUGUGAAGCAGAGUUCCCGAGGCCGUUUCCUGAAGAUAGCAGAGGUCUGGAUAGGAAGAGGCAGGCAGGACAAUAUCAGGAAAAGUAAACUGACUCUGUCUUUGUCAGUUGCUUCUGAACUGAAGGAUUGUCUGGGCGAUUUCAUUGAACAUUAUGCCCAUUUGGGCCUAAAAGGCAGCCAAAGUCAUCGGAACGAACAUGCUAAUGGUAAAGAGCAAGACCCAAGAAGGCGGCAACACCAUCACCCACCGUCACCUCCAGCAUCAGUUGGAUCUGAAGAGCAUCUUCACAGUGUUUUAAAAACGGAAUAUAUUGAAAGAGACAACAGGAAAUAUUACCUAGACCUGAAGGAGAACCAACGUGGACGUUUCCUUAGGAUAAGGCAGACCUUGAUUAGAGGACCUGGCAUGAUAGGAUAUUUUGGUCACAGUUUAGGACAAGAACAAACUAUUGUCCUUCCCGCACAGGGGAUGAUUGAGUUCAGGGAUGCUUUGGUCCAGCUCAUUGAAGAGUAUGGAGAAGGAGACAUAGAGGAAAGGAGGAGUGGGGGAGAUGAACCUCCUGAACUCCCAGAAGGGACUUCCUUUAGGGUGGACAACAAGAGGUUCUACUUUGAUGUGGGGUCCAACAGGUAUGGUAUAUUUUUGAAGGUAAGUGAAGUGAGACCUCCUUACCGUAACACCAUCACUGUCCCCUACAAAGCAUGGACAAGAUUUGGGGAAAACUUUAUCAAGUAUGAAGAAGAGAUGAGGAGGAUUUACAACGGUCAUAAAGAGAAAAGAAUGGAUACCAGAGGGGACAGUGGUGAAGAACAAGAGGGUCUUGAUUAGGAUGUUUCAACAGGCCAAGAAGCAAAAUGAAGAGUUGGCUAGUGGUAUUGAUCUGUAGUAGCUGGAGGAGGUUGCCUUUGAUUUUGUAAGUUAUCCCCUGUUGUAAGAUAAUUUCAGUACAUAUGAUAUUACAAGGGUGUGCUUUUUCGUCUAAGAGUAUACCCAGCGACAUCUCUGUGAUUCCUUACAGGAAAAAAAACUAAUUGGCCAAUGAAUCGGAUGAAAUUAUGUACAAUAGCACUAAAUUUGUUAAUGCCCUCUUAUGUAUAAGGUUUGUGUUGCAAUAUAACAUGAUACAGCUAAGAAAGAUGGAAUUAAUAUCAUUUGAUGUUAACCACAGAGCACUUAAUGACUAAAACUGGUAUUUACAUUUUAAGUGGUGUAUUGGGAAGGUAUCUUUAAAUAAGCAAAUCUUCUGCUUACUUUGCAGAAAACAAUGAAGGGGGGAAUCACACCUCUGUAUUGUGAUGGCCAGUGGUUAAUUUCAUGGUUACCCAAUGUUAUGAUAGCUAAGUUAUUUAAGUGUCCCAACUAUAUAAAUCUAUGUUUAAGUUAAUAGGCCAUUUCAGAAUAAUAUUGACCAUGCAUCAUCCAUUCUCUAUGGAUUGCUUACAUCAUGUGAAGAGAAUUUAUUUAAAUAGUGUAACAAAAUUUCAAAAGCUAUUUUUGUAUUUGUGGGGUUCAGGGGUUGCUUUGAUGUGCAAUUUGGUAUUUGAUUCAUGUUUAGGAAUGAAAUUCUAAAUUGGGUGAUUAAAUGUGUGCAUGAGAGAGAGAUGUGGAAAAGUAUUAUAAUAACUUUUGUUCUUUAUACUUUUUAAAAAAGCUUUGAGAGAUUUUGGUGCAUCACUUAAUUGGUAUGAAGCAGAUCUCUAGAUUUGCGUUGUUGCAGCUGAAGCAUUCAGCAACAGCUGCCAGCAUUUCCUUUGUAGGUGUUUCCUCUUGAACACUUACUAUUCUAAACCAUAAUCUACACUUUUUUCUUUUGUUAAAAUGCAUCUAGAGAUAAUACUAACCAAAAUAAUUAUUUCAGUAUUUUUAGUAUCAAGAGAAUGGUUGGAAAAGUCUAUGGAAGUGGGGGCAGGAUAUUUGAUAAUUUUUUUAAUUGGCAAAAACAUCUGAUAGAGCUGCAAUCUUAUGCCGUCUUACCUGAGAGCAAGACUCAAUGAAUACACUGGAAUUGAUGCCUGAGUAUAUUUAAUUAGGAUUGCACUUUACAUCAAAUUUUGAAUUAGAUCUAGAACAUUCUGCCUUCAAACCAUAAAGCAUGUGCUUUAGACCUUAAUACUGUGUAACUAUUUGUGUCUCUAUGUACAAAAUGUUUUACAUGUACAGAAAUAUAACCCAUAGUUCUUUUCCAAUUAUGACCAUUUAAUCAUUUAAAAUCCAAAGAAAAUUAUUUUUUAUAACCAGAAGCUGUGGUAGCUUCACUUUUUUUACUACAUACUAUUGCCAUACCACAAUAAAUGUAUGCUGUGUUCUCCUUUUUUUCAGAGUUAUUUGUGAAGGUGGAAAACAUAGCCCAGCAUUUAUUUUGGUGCCACAAUAUUUUCAUUUACAAACAAAAGGAAAAGAAUUUGCACCAAAAUCAUCAAAGAGCUUUAGAAAUGUGUGUUACAGUUGUGACAGAGAAAAAGAAGAGUAUGGACUUUAAUUUCACUGUUUUAGGUGAUUUGCCCAGUAUAUGACAAUUGAACCUAUUGAGAAUGUGGUCUAGUUUCAGAAAUAACUAAUAUACAACCUAAAACUAAGAUUUCUAAUUUGUUUGUUUUUUAAGUACCAGAGGCACACUGGGGCAUAAGAAGUUAUUGAAAGUUAUACAUUAAUCUUGGUGUGAAAGAGUGUUAAGAGUAUAUCUGGGAAGUGAACCCUUAGAUGUAAAAUGAAAGUGUUUUGUAUAUGUUGUUGAUUUGAUAAUUGUAGUGAUUUGACUGAAUCUAAAUUACCACAUUGCCGAUUUAUUGCUGCACAUCUAGUGCCUGCAUAAUGGCAAUGGUGCCAGAUUCCAGAACACGGGAUAUACGUGAAUGUAGGAACUCCUGAUGCUCACAUUUUCCCAGCUUAUAUCUUGCUAAAGGCGUUUUCUCGCGCAUUUUAUUUCAAAAGGACAAUUUAACAGUCAAUAUGGUGGAUAUUUUUUUUUCUGCAAGUGUGGGAUUUACAUGGUCCUCCAUGCAUUUUGGACUGUAACCUGCACAUCUCCUUAUAAGCUGUAGUGGCUAAGACAGCUAGGAUUUGUAAUCAAACAAUAUCUGGAGGGCCACAUUAUUCCAAUCUUUAUUUCACUAGAAAUUUUCCAUAUCUUGUUAAAUAUUUCACAGAAAUAUUUUGUAUUAUUUCUGUGAAUUUUUAAGUGAUAAGGUGUACUGUAUAUACUCAUGUAUAAGUCCAGAAAAUUUAGUUUAAAAUCAACCCAAAGAAUCCAGGUCGGCUUAUCCAUGGUCAAUGUAAGUACUGUACCCUAACUUCUUUGAGUAGAGUGGCAAAAGGUGAGAACUUAAUCUAUCCAUGGAGAACUUAAAAGAAGCACCAACUGCCUCUGCUUUUUCCAUCAUGACACCACUUCUGGCCUUUUUGAAUGCCUAGGCGGGGAAAAGAUGACAGCAGCUGCUGGUCCUCUAUAACCAGUUCUAGCACUUUCCUCUCUCCAUGGAAUAACUCUCAACUUAUCUAUGGGGCCUAUCAAAAUCCAUAAUUUGGCCUCAAAACUAGCCCUCAUUUUAUGCAUGAGACCUAUGCAUGAGUAUAUACAGUAUUAAUUUGGGAUUUAAUAAAUAUUUGAGAAACUGCAUUUCCUCCACAAUUCUUUAAAACUCCAGUAACUGUGAAAUGUUUUCUAAUACUGCUUCAUUCAGAAUGCAUAAUAGGUUAUACACUGGCAUGUGCAAACUUGCACCAUUGUUAUCUAUAUCUUGUUUUCUGAAUUGAGCCAAAAA